UCGCGGACGAGAAACGUUUUAAGCCAGGCAGGCCCUUAAGAAACGGGCACGUGGCAGCGAGAUGUGGGCUUGGUAGGUCCCAAGUACACGUGGCGUUCUUGGAUACAUGCCCUCGCAUGGCAUGGUGUCAAGAAGUGGCAGACCACGUGUCAUUGCAUGGGAGGGCAAAGCUUCCUCCUACAAAAAUAAAUUACAGAAAGUGCCCGGUUUUUAUACAAAUCACAAAUCGCUCCUCUUUCUUGCUAAACCUCCAAGGCCUCAGCUGCCCCAGCCAACUUCAAGUUGUGACAGUAAUAAUGGCCUUUAGGAGGAGCGGUAUGUGCGUGGGAUAUAAUGAGCGUGACGAAGGUAAUAGGAAAAUGGUGGACUGUGGUGAACUCGAGGCGGCUCAAGCGUUAGCCGGCUUAGCGCAUUCAUCCAUGCUCCCCGAUCCUUCUACAGGUCCCGGUGCAUCCGGACAUGCAUCUCCGCCGCCACCACUGCUAGAUCUGUAUCUCUUCUCCGGUGGGGCGCAGGAUGGUGAAGAGAGAGGGGAUGACCCGCAAAAAGAAGGAUUAACAUCAAGGACUGAGAUUUUGAACUCAUCAUCAAGGACGUUAUUUUCAUCGUGCGAUUAUGAUUAUUCCUCAAUCACUGGGUGUAAAUCCAGACGAAGUGUGGCAGAGGAAGAGAAGGAGGCUCAAAGGCUGCGUCGGGUUGUUGCAAACAGAGAAUCUGCUCGGCAAACAAUCCGCCGUAGGCAGGCUAUGUAUGACGAGUUGAUCCGAAAAGCAGCUCACUUGGUGUCCGAGAAUCAAAAUUUGAAGAAGGAAAAGGAGUUAGCAGCAAAAGAGUAUGAUGGUUUGAAAAGCACAAAUGAUAUGCUAAGAGCACAGAUGACUAAAGCAGUCAAGGAAGAGAUACAGGGAACACAUGAAGUUUCUUAUCCAGUACAAGGGAUGUCUUCUUCAACAUCAACAGCUCACUCCUUUUAUAACCACACUCCAGUGGUGCAACAUGGAUCACAAAAUUAUUCUAUCAUCAGCAGUGUUGGAGAGCCUACUACUCCACUUCUUGUGCUGCCAUUGCCUUGGUUCAUCCCCUUUCACUCCCCAGGACAAUAUUUCCCCCAAUCCUACUCUGACCACAAUGAAUCUUCUUCUUCACUACCUGGGAAAGAUAAGACAGGAGAUUCUAUUUCUUCAACGAAGCAUGUUCACACUAAAAUGACACUCCAUUUCCAGUCAGGUCUAGAAACCCAUCAUCCUGAGCAAGCAGACUUCAUGGCUUCAUCAAUGACCUCUACUGGACAGGUAAAAACGCAAGACUCGUCUU
Molecule: messenger RNA, 1314 nt
Organism: Cuscuta epithymum
Lineage: Eukaryota; Viridiplantae; Streptophyta; Magnoliopsida; Solanales; Convolvulaceae
Source: the annotation of a GenBank genome assembly